AUGGACGAUUCACCACAACCGAAGAAGAAAGGAGUUGGUUUCCACAGCAGACAGUCAAUCGAACAAGUUCGUCGAAUCUCAAGAUACAGCAACUACGAUAUCGAGGAAAUCGAAGCUUAUUGGGGUGAUGGAAGUGAGCACAAGCUCCGUAAACAAGAGCUGAGAUCAGCAGUACAAGAGUGGCAAGCAGGGAGGCGAAUGAGUGAUAACCUCACCUUUACAACCCGAGGAAUCAUGGAUAAAAUCGGCGAGGGAAAGCAAAUAAAGAAAGCCAACAGGGAACGAGCUCGACAAGCUGUUAUGGACGAACAGGAGCUCCAGGAUCAAGAGGGGCUCAUUGACGACGAUCUACUGGCAGAAAUUUACACUGCGACUACAGUUAGCUCAAAGAAAAAAGCUCAGAACGAAGCUAUGGCCGUAAGGGAGGAGGUAGAUGCUUUUGGGACCAACGAGAAGUCAUCCUAG
Cylindrotheca closterium is the source of this 465-nucleotide messenger RNA. The record is from the annotation of a GenBank genome assembly. Lineage: Eukaryota; Bacillariophyta; Bacillariophyceae; Bacillariales; Bacillariaceae.